Molecule: messenger RNA, 1033 nt
Organism: Exophiala xenobiotica
Lineage: Eukaryota; Fungi; Ascomycota; Eurotiomycetes; Chaetothyriales; Herpotrichiellaceae
Exons: 2
Coding region: 174-593 (139 amino acids)
Source: RefSeq, a predicted model, not a curated record
UUAUUACACCUCUCACAACCCUUAAAAGGUAUUUACUGACUUACUCCCAUUGCUCAUUCUGCACCCUUGUAUCCGGUGGCGCUGCCAAUAAUUUCGAAAAGACAAGACAACAGAAGACAAGACAAGAACAAGGUCAAAGGGCAAAAAGCGCAAAAGCCGAAAAAACAACAAAAAUGAUAUCCGGCAUCGCCCACAUCAACGUCACCGUCCCGCGCGACACCCUCCACCUAGCGACCGACUUCUACUCCGGCACGCUGGGCCUCACGCCGCGCGCAGUGCCGCACCUACAAAAGGACACGCUGGCGUGGUUCGACAUCGGCACGUCCGGCCAGCAGGUGCACGUCGCCAUUGGCGCGGACUCGGAUUUUUCGCGCCCCUUGUCGUCGCGGCAUCCGUGCUUCAAGCUGGCCAGUUCCGAGGCCUUGCUGGAACUGCGACGGCGUAUCUGGGAGCACCACGAGCGCGGCGGGGAGAGUGCGCCCCAGCAAGCUGACCAGCCCGGUCAGGAGGAUAGUGGAGCGAAAGGCGUCGAGUAUCCGCAGCGAUUCUUCGCGAGAGAUUUCGCGGGAAACAGAUUGGAAUUUAGUCUUUGAUCUGGCCUUUUGUGUUGGGUCCUGUGGGCGACGAGGGCAAGAGCGACAAGUAACACGGCUACCUUUGCAAUUAUAUGCUUGAAGCGACAAGAGGUCUUUGGGUUGCGAGGUUAUCGGAGGCAGUGAGCGUCGCCAUGAUGAUGGAGAAGAGCAUGGAUCCGGGACGACGUCCGCCAUCCCUCCAGGAUUGCGAAUUGGGCAUUGGCAUAUUCCUGACGGGCUUCAGCACGCCGAGUUGGGACCUCCACUUGGCUGCCUAUGUAAUGGUAAGGUAAGUACGGGACAUGGAUCUUUGGUGGCGCUCAGUGAAAUGCCACUUUAAAAAUCAUCGGAGCUGUGGUCGUCUCUAGCAGGGAAGCUUCGGAGAAUCCAACUGAUGUAUCGGCGCAAUUUCAAAACUACCUACCUGAAGUGUGCUGCCCCAAGGCUCUCAGCUUGCU